GACGCAUAUUUUCUACCAUUUCAUAUUAAGCAGUGGAUAUUUUUAAUAAGUAUUAAAUAUUAGCACAUGUAUUAUUUAGUAAAAAAUUGAUGUAAGUUACUCAUUACUUUUUCUAAUUGUACGUGUAAUUUUGGCAGUGCACGGCACCAUGCACUUCAAAAAUUUUGAAUUGGCAAACUACCUUAAUGCAGAGCAAUCUGCUUACAUUUGCUCUUUUGUAGACGGUAAUUUUAUUAGUGAGUUAUCACAAGAAGACGUACACUUUUUAUUUGAUCUUUUGGAGACCGCUUCUAACGACAAAAGACUUGCAACUCUAGCACAACAAAUAAUAAAAAUUUUAUGUUACAACAUAAAAAAUUGUCAAACCGUGUGCUCCGAAAGCUUUGCAAACUGGCUCUGUAAAGCUUUCUAUACAACUGGGAGGAUUUCGCUUACUGUUUCAAUUUUUAAACAUAUUAUACAAAAUUCUUUCUCACUGCAAAAUAUAAGCCAGUCUGAAAAUUUAUUCGACUUUAUUAUUCACCAACUACAUAUUAAAGAUAACAAGCCCCAAAUACAGAAAAAUCUUAUGAUAAUUCUGUACAGAAUAACCGGAACUGAUAAAGGGGUCAAAAUAAUGUCAUCAGAAGAAUAUUGGAAUGCACUAUUGCAAUAUUUUUUACAAAACGAUGACCGAUGCAGGAUGACAAAAAUAAAAGCGUUCACAAUUUUAAAUCGGUCUAUACCGAAAAGAAAUCUUCCACGCGAACCCGAUUAUUAUAGCAUAAAUUUUAGUGAUAAUGUUCUGAAGGAAUUACAAAACGCAAAUUGUUUCGAAAAUCCGUUAAAUGACGAUAUUGAUGAAAGCGAAGAUGAUGAAGAGAACUUUGAUAGUGAUAGUUACGACUCAAGAAACUUUGAUGAUGAGAUUGAGUCAGAAAAUAUGCAGCUUAACAUAGAAAGAAACAAACCAGAAUUGCCUAAACACAAAUUGGAGCCGUUUUUUUCCGAACUACAACCCUCUGACGACUACGCAUAUAAACCAACCAAAACGAACAAUCUUGAAAUAUUUAAAAAACUCGAAGCAUUCCUAAACGAAAACGCGACGUCGAAUUCUUCGCCUUCAACUGUUUAUAACUAUUUAUUUUCACAAACACAAAAGCACAGUUUCACAAAAUCAAUCGCUCAUCCGGAUUUAAUGCUUGUCGACGCCGAUCCUUCCGACAACAACCAAACAAUUUGUGUCAGUACAAGUAAGCAAUUAACUAAAACUCUUGCUGGCAAACUUUGUCGUCUCAAAUUUGAACCACCCCGAGUCUAUCCGACAGUAUAUUUUGUUGAACAAGACAACGAAGAAAACGGAUUUUCCAGUGUCGAAACGAUUUCGAUAAUAGAUGAACAUCGUUUAAAAUUUUCUUCUACUUUUGAGGGAGGGAAUCUACGUUAUGCUGAAAGGGUAAGCCAAUACGAGUAUAACCUUAUGGUAACUGGAGACUACAAAACAGAAAACUUUAGUCAAUGGUUUUAUUUUUCUGUGACGAAUAUGGAAGCCGGAAAACCAUAUUCAUUCAAUAUAAUCAAUUUCAAAAGAAUUAACAGCCAGUUCAAUCAUGGAAUGCAACCGGUUAUGUUUUCAGUUAAGGAUUUUUUACGUAAAAGAUAUGGGUGGAAAAGGACGGGGAAAAAUAUUAUUUAUUACGGAAAUAAUUUUCGUUCGAAAACCAAUACUAAACAGUACAGAACUUUGAGUUUCUGCAUUACAUUUUCUAAUUCCAAAGAUACUUGUUUUAUAGCUUAUCACUAUCCAUACACCUACACAAGAUUACUGACCAAUAUCUACUUAAAUUAUCAAAAGCUUGCUGAAGAUUCCAUUUACGUUAGAGUGGACAAAUUGUGUAACACAAUCAAAUCAAACGAAGUGCCCCUUAUAACUAUCACUGGGAAAUCAUCUACCAAAGAAUUACAGAAAAGGCCCAUUGUAUUCAUUACCGGUCGCGUGCAUCCUGGUGAAAGCAAUUCCUCCUGGAUCAUACAAGGCUUACUGGAUUUCCUCCUGAACGAACACGAUGAAAAGGCAGCGCAAGCCAGAAAUAGCUACAUUUUUAAAAUAAUUCCAAUGCUUAACCCCGAGGGAGUUAUUCUUGGACAGUAAGUAAAGUUAUUAAAUUUUAUGAUAGUAACAACAGCUAUUUAAUUAAGUAAACUGUAUUUUCAUUACCUCUACAAUGGACCUGAAGGUCUAAAAGGACUUACAACCUAACGUGAGCGUUCUUAAGAUAACAAUUAAAUUAUAUUACAGAGACCAGGUAUGACACAGUUUUGUAAAAAUAAUUAUUAUUAUUAAACGUACAAUAUAUAGGUAAUACUAACGAUAAGACUAAUGUAACUCGGGUGAAACAGCCAGGAGAAGAAUUUGAAAGGCAUUAGACAUAUUAUUAGCCGAAAACUUACUGGAAAGUUGGCCGAAACAUAGGCAAAUUGUAGCCGAAAACGUUUAAGAUAUACGGUAUCCAAAAAUGUCUUAAAAUCAAUACAGAUGAGAAUAUUUACGCUGAAAAUUGGUUUUUGUUUCUUAUCUGAAAAUAUUUCGGCCUGUACUCAACUUGUUCAAACAUAUUCGAAUGUUUUAGCCCUAACUCGACUUAUUCGAUCACAUU
Molecule: messenger RNA, 2636 nt
Organism: Agrilus planipennis (emerald ash borer)
Lineage: Eukaryota; Metazoa; Arthropoda; Insecta; Coleoptera; Buprestidae
Exons: 12
Coding region: 149-2131 (660 amino acids)
Biological process (GO): protein side chain deglutamylation; proteolysis
Molecular function (GO): metallocarboxypeptidase activity; zinc ion binding
Source: RefSeq, a predicted model, not a curated record